AUGAACACAGUUAACCAAAGAAAGAAAACCAUGGGACGCAAGAAAAUCGAAAUCAAGAAAGUCGAAAAAGAAACCAACAAGCAAGUUACAUUCUCAAAAAGAAGAUCCGGUUUAUUCAAAAAAGCUUGCGAACUUUGCGUCUUAUGUGAUGUUCAUCUCGCCAUCGUUGUGUUUUCACCUGCUGAUAAACUAUAUUGCUGUGGUAGACCAAACACCGACGUGAUCCUCAACAGUUACAUCAAAGGAACCACCGAGUUUGAGGAUCAGAAGUCGACGGGUGAUUCCUCGAUCUGCGAGCAGUAUAAUAGAGAAUAUCAAGAAGCCCUAAAAAUGUUGGAAAUGGAAAAGAAGAAACUUGUGGAUAUUGAGAAUUUGGCUAAGGGUUGGAAUAGAGUUGGAUGGUGGAAUGAUUCUAUUGAUGAUAUGAGUGUGGAACAGCUUGAACAGUUUAUGAUGUCAAUUUUUGAACUAAGGAGGAAGCUUGCUGAAAAAGAACAUGAACAACUUAUGAUGUUUUCUAUGUAA
Molecule: messenger RNA, 525 nt
Organism: Vicia villosa (hairy vetch)
Lineage: Eukaryota; Viridiplantae; Streptophyta; Magnoliopsida; Fabales; Fabaceae
Product: agamous-like MADS-box protein AGL62
Exons: 1
Coding region: 1-525 (174 amino acids)
Biological process (GO): regulation of transcription by RNA polymerase II
Molecular function (GO): protein dimerization activity; DNA-binding transcription factor activity, RNA polymerase II-specific; RNA polymerase II cis-regulatory region sequence-specific DNA binding
Source: RefSeq, a predicted model, not a curated record